AGGUCACGCGACGAGGAUAAAAACUUCCCUUGUUGUUUGAUGUUUUAGAGCUUCGAGGAAUUUUACCACAUGGAGAGGAAACAUAGCAGUCAAGCAAAAUUUUCCGUUAUCGUCUGGUUUCUUUUCACGUUCAAUUUUGUCGGGAUUUUUGCGGAAACAUGUGAAAAGAUCGACGUCUGUUCGUGCAGAAAAAGCAACGGGAAAGUUAUAAGUCUGAGAGACGUCGCUGGAGGUGCAAAGGACCUGCGUGAGUCAACUAUAGUAACGUUUAAACCAUUUAAAAAUAAGCAAAAACUUAAAGCUAUUGAAAUGUACUGUCGAUUCCAAAGUAGCUCCCUUUGAAUGCUCAAGUUUUGUUCAAACUCCAUGAAAUAAGUGGGAUGGGGUUACUUCAGUCUUGCGUUAACUUACUUUUCUGUCGCUCGAACAGAGAAUCGUAUAAACAGAUGCCGCUUUUAAGCUUAUAUGGUAAUUGAAGAAAAAUUUUGAACCAUUUCGAUUGGGAAGAAAGACAAGUUCAGUUUUUCUUUAUUAUGCUCCGUCCUAGAUUACUUUUUCCUGCGUGUUUGUGUUAAAUUUUCAUGUACUGAUUUACUGAUACGUGAUAUGGUGGCAUCGACUGGUGACCCCGUUAUUGACCCCUUUUGUGACUGAAAGUUUGGCUUCCUCAGGUAGUGUGCAGGUCCUGUGUGCACCAGACGUAGUUAAUCGAUAAAACGAUAAACGAUAUUAAUCGAUAGUAAUCGAUGUCGAUCAUCGAUGAAUAUCGAUUUCCUAUAUCGAUCGAUAGAAAUCGAUAAAGAAAAGUUGUGACUUCGAUUAAUGUCGAUGAUUUUCCGAUAGAAAUCGAUGAUGACUUAUUUAUCGAUAGUUACAGAUUACUAUCGAUUCAUAUCAAUCUUAAUCGAUUUUGUUAAUCGAUAAUAAUCGAUAAAUUAUUUUUUCUGUGACGGCGAUUUCUAUCUUUUUCCGAUAUCAAACGAUAUUAAUCGGCGGAUUAAAUCGAUUAAUAUCCAUAAUAUCGCUUGAUUUCAGAUAUCGAUUUUUAUCGAUUAAUUGCCUCUGGAUUGUUAGGGUGCUUUUUAAUUGGUAUAUAAUUAACAAACCAAGCGCCUUCUUUGCUGUGUACAGCUGACCUAGCCAAGUAGCCGACUGACUAUGCGGGUAUAAAUCAGUUUGUUUUAAGUGAGUGUGAGGUCUAAAGUGUUUAUCGGUGUGAAUUAAUCUUUCAAUUGCUUACCUGCUAAACUUCUCGCUAGAUUGGCACAAUAUUUGGCCUUUAAAAACGUCCAGUCUAAUAACCCAUGCGUAUCGAAAUCAAAAAAGCGUGUCGUUGACGUAACGUUCGAUCCUGAACGCGGAAAUUUCCCGGUGACACGCGGAAUAGAAACCUUUGUUUUUAUUAACUGUUGACCGUCCAAUCAGAUAUCGGACGUGAUUUCUGCAAAAAUAAAGAAGUGGGUAAUCUCAACCUUGUUAACAGAAAUGUCAGAUUUUCCUCCGCAGAAUUCCCUACCCUUUCAUUUAAUAGCCUGCGAACGGCAGACGUUUCUCCUCGCUCAUCGCCGCUGAAGGACGUUUCUUGAGGAGGAACGUCUGCGACUGAGCGACAGAAAUUCCAUACUGAUGACGCAAAAUCUGCCCGGAAUCCGCUCAGAAGCGCUAAUUGGUGGACGGAUUGUUGUUUUAGCUACCGGAUUUAUUAUGUAAGCUGAUUGAUUUACGUCAUCAGUAUGGAAUUUCUGUCGCGGAGUCGCAGACGAACGUCCUUCAGCGGCGAUGAGCGAGAAGAAACGUCUGUCGUUCGCAGGCUAUUCAUUUAAAUGAAGCCUGAAAAGGUCCUCUUUCGGGAUGAGCCCCCGCAUAGGCCGUUAUAGGAAGUACGUCCGUCCUGGGGGCAGCAUGUAAUACAAAGGUUUAAUUAUAUAAAAUGGGAACUGCUACAGAAUAUUUGGUUGAAUUGAGCUUGGUAUGUGGAUUUGAAAGAGAAGGAAAACGCUUUCGUUUCCCCUAAAGAAAUUAACCAAUACAGUAUCCUGAAACAUACUGAAUUUACAACUUGUUUUAUGGGUGCUUCUUUUAUAUGGACCGCUUAAGAUGGAGUUUAUACUCCCAGAUUUUUGCUGAUUCUGUUUUUCUUUUUUUUAUGUUUAAGCAUUAAAGGAAUUAAAACUAUCUAUCCGCCUGGUACAAUAUAUGAGUUCGACUGGAAUCCUUGCACGACGUUUACUGAAGGAAGUAGCUGCACAGACAUGUUGGUAAGUGUGUGUUUCGCAUUUCUGUAAAUUAGCCUCUCAAGUUAUUAUUUCUUAUAAUUAAGAUAGAGGGUCAAAGUGAUAAUUUUAGCUUCAUGUAACAAGUUCUUAAAAGAGGGUCUCAAUGGGGUUAGCUGAUAGGCGUAAAACGGCCCAAAAUUUAGUCGAUAGCCGUAAAAAUUGAAAAAUUUUAACCGUUAGUCGUAAGUACGGUAAAAAGAGUUAACCGUAAAAAAAUUUUGCUCCUUAGAUUUGAUAAUUUGAGGAAGGUGCUAAACUCACCUAGAACGGUUGUGAUUCUUAUUUCGCGACUACUUUCAAUCGGCUCUUUACGUUCCCUUUUCUGCUAGUUUUGCUUUUCACGAAGAUUCUACUCAAAUAAACUGUUAUGUCUUGUCUGUCUUUUAUUAGGAAUGGUCCUUUUCAUGGCUCACGAAAAAUUUUAGUUGACUGGCAAUAGCUUAACCUUUUGUUUCUAUUUUAAACAAAGAGUUCAUCUCAUUUUAAGAGAAUGAGAAAACUGCGGCAAAGAUCUUCAAAGCCGCGUACUUCUCAGCUUGGCUGCGACACUUGUAAAUGUGAGAGUCACAGAAAUGUUCGAGUCUCAAUCUGUAUGCUUGUUCUUUUUUAGUUUUUUGUACAAGCCGUUCUUCAGUGGGGUAAAGACCCUAGUAAAAAAGAGAAGAGAGUAUCAAAUACUAAGCGACGCGAAGGACGAAUCAGUAGCCCCUGAAGAAAAGGAAAUCACGCCAAGAUACAAAAGAUGAAAAACUUUUUCAUAGUUAACAUUUCUAUGCGUAAAAUGAUAUUGGAAGUAAAAUACUCUAAAAGCAUGAUUUAUGAAAUUUUUACAAUUUUCAGAAGAAUAACUUAUUUCAUCCCGAGAUGAUCCUAAGACAUUUAUUUUGCUUUAAAGAUACAAAAAAAUACAGGUUUAUUAUAAAUAUUUAACUCUUUGAAACAAAGAAAUUAAUUUUUAACUUUAUAGUUAACCGUAACUGAAAAAAUAUUAACCGAUAGCCGUAAGAGAGCCAACAUUUUAGCCGAUAACCGUAAAUGCCACCACCCUAUUGAGACCCUCUUAAAAAAAUUCAGUGAUGAAAUCAAAUUUAAGAUGAAUAGAGAUUGAGUCUGAACACAGCAAAAUCAGCAAAAUUUGUCUGUAGGAUCUAGACAGAGUUCUUCUCGUAUGUCUUGACCAUCACUGGAGACGCCAAUGUACCUAAAGUAACAUCUACCAAAACCCUGGGUGUACAUUCGAUCAGGCGCUUACAUGGGCAACACAUAUAGAAGAGACAUUUAAAAAAUUAAUCAGCGCAGUUGGAGCUCUUACACUUGUGAGACAGUUUGUUCACCUGUCGACCCUCCAGACAAUGGACAACCGUCUUUUAUCCAGCCGUUAUUGCAACGUUGUUUGGGAGGGUCUGGACUCAGAACUAUAAUCAUAGACAAAAGUCUUGGGACACUUUUGCAUUUCUUGGGCGUUUUCCAAUUCACACAGGCCCAACCACUCCUCUCAUCCCACAAAACAACGUUGGACGAGUGUAUCCAGAUUUCUUUGCGAGUUUCAACUUUAAAGUUCUUUAUAUGCAAAAAUUGCGCUGCAAUUACAACAUAAAUAUAUGUAAUCCCUCUAAUUUCAAGAAAUUUUUUUGCGCGCUCCCCACUAUUACGGACACUAAACCGCGGUCCCGAGGGUGUCCGCAAUAACGGGAGCUGCUGACUAUAUGACGAAAAAAAGCGAUUGGGUUUUAUAGUGGUGCAUUUAUUUGCAAUCAAUUAGCCGAGGAUCUGCGUAAAUGCCGAAGUCGAAGAAUUCAAUUAAAUCUAAUUUGGACGGCUUGUUUCCCAGCUUCUUUGAUUCUUUAUUAUGAUAUUUAGUUUAAGGAGGAUUUCUUAUCACAAAUUGUUUACUUAUAACUUUUCACUUCACUUAUAGACGCUCAUAACUCUGAGGAUUUAAGACGUCAGCUCACGGUCUAGAGUGUGUGGACCCGCAAUAACUCGAGUUGACUGGAAAACUAUCACCUAACAACUUCCUUCAUUUUCCCACUUAGAUUUGUCAGACGCUUCCGAAUGCACAGGAAACCCAUCCAUGCGCUAACUCUGUUGCUAGUUUUGAAUCAGACACCGAUGGAAAUACCGUCAUAAAUUAUGAGCCAACCAUUGAGAAGGCCACUUCCUACAAAAGGUAAUUUAGCACCAAGUUUGAAGUUAGCAAGUUUAAAGUAAUUUCGGGCCAUCAUGGCUGCAACGUUGUUUUAUUAAACCUGUGCUAAAACUACUACACAGGCUACCUGUUGCGGUUCAGGAUCCAAAAUAAAAUCCUACUGGAUGCUGAUGACUUUUAAAUGUCUAAAUGACACUGUUGCUGCUUAUCUUAAAGAUUUAAUUCACUCUCAUACACCAAACCGCAGUCUGCGAUCAACCUCAAAACACUACUUAGCACAUGAGCAAUCCCACCCGAAAAGUUAUGGUCUCAGAGUAUUUUCAGUUGCAGCACCCAUUUUGUGGAAUUCUCUCCCACGUAGGCUUAGAGACCAUUCAAAAUUUUCUAUAACCUCUUUUGAGAAAAAACUUAAAACACAUUUAUUUAAAAUAGUUUUUUUUUAACAUGUAAAUUUUCUAUUGCUGAUUUACUUAUACAUUUAUUUUUUUAACUAGUAAUAGUUGACACUACAGCUGCCCCCGUUUUGUAUGUUGUCGGUCAAUAGUAUUCUUGCUGGUUGUGUAGCUCUUUGAAAUAUACCGAUUCAUAAUGAAGAUUUCCACACAUAUUCCAUACAAUAGGUGAGAUAAAUACAUGAAACGCAAGGUUCCAUGCACAGUUUCAGCUCGAUUUACACAGCUUUGAUCAAAACAUUCUCAGUUUCGAGAAUAGUUUAUUCGAAACCAUAAGAAAAGAUUUAAUUAGAAGUUGAAUUUUUCGCUAUUUCUCUUUCCCUUUUACAUUCAGUUCAUAUUAUUUGCUGGAAAGUAAGCCUUAGAAAUUAAAAGACGUUCGAUCGAUUUAUGCUAGCGCAUUCUAGUCUUAUUUGAAACUUUAUAACGGAAGGACAUCUGUGAGCAGGGAAUAAGUCAACACAGAAUUUGAUUGUCGGCGAAUUUCUGUAAAUGUCAAUCAAUCUGCUAGUGAUAGCCGUUGUUCACUCGUCUUGCUUGUUUGGGGCUGAGUCUUAUUCCGGUCAAAGAGAGAGAAAGAGUGUCUGGCAAGGUUUCCAAUAUAAAUCAAAGAUUUGUGAACUCGUUUCUGGCAAACUCUCCAAUUGUUUAUAUAUCUACACUGUUAAACGCACCUUAUAACCUCCCCUGCGCUUAACGAGUGUCUUUUGGUCCAUAACUUUCAAAGCAACUGCUCCACAGAAUGUCACUGCGUAACGCAAAAUAGUAUCGAAGUAUGACUGCACAAUAAAUAGAGAGUUUUAGAUCCGAGUUUACCGCGAACCGCUAACCGCUGGAGGUCACGUGACAAGUCUUUCGCUUCACGUUUGAGGUUUACGUCGUGCGUUUUCAACGUGGGGAGAUAGGGUUUCACGUAUGUCAUUUACCUGAACACUUUUAGCGUAUAAUUCUUGUUUCAUCCCACGUAAUGAUACAAAAAUUUUGAGAAGCAAGUCUUUAUCCAUUCACAGAGGCACAAAUUCGGGCGAAAUGCAAAAUUUUAUAAAUCCUAUUGGAUCUUGAAAACAAGUGCCAUUUAUGGCUGCUGAUUCAAAAUGGCGGCCUUAAUUUAAUCCACCGCCAAUCUAAAUCGAAUUUUGUUUGACCGUCGAACCGCAGACGGGUAACCGCAAACCGCGGUUAGAGGUUUGCGGUAAACUCGGAUCUAAAACUCUCUAAUGUCACAAAAUCAACCUGAGCGGUCCCUUCGGGAUUUUCUGUCGUUACGUCAUCCUAACCAUUUCAUACUUGCGGGCGCAAGCAAUAGAAACGUCAUCAUUACCUACCGAUUCCUCGCGGCCCCAGUUCGAGCAAAUCGAGAUUUUUUCUAGUAUACUGACUGUAUAUUUGAACUGUAAGUACUGUCCUUAAUAUACGCGCAAGUUACUAGGGGUGCCUCCUCGGGAUUUCCCCUCUGGGCGAAAUCCCUGGGGGCAAUAAUUCUACAUAACUAUAAUUUUAUUGUAAAGCGCUAAUGAACUUUACAGAGUAGCGCUAUAUAAGUGUUACUUAGGGACGGACCAUUAGAAAAGUGAUGGGGGGGGGUGGGGAAUUUUCAGCUUGCACGAAUUUUUUUUUUUUCGCUCACUGCUUGUGCAGGAAUUUUUUUUUCAGGUGAACCCCUCUGAACGAAUUUUUUUUUUCAGACAAAAAUUGCUUUUUUUGAACAGUUAAAUCUUGAUUCAUUAUCUAUGUUUUUGUGCUUUAUAAAUUAUUCUACACUCACAAAAGAUCAAAGGAUACAGGCCACUUUAAUGCAAAAUCUUUUCGAAAAUGUACACACAGUGAGAGAGGAGGAAGCCACUUGGAGUGGACGGCUUCACUGUGCAUUUUUUCAGUCCCUGCCCUCUGGAAUUCCUCUCCCACAGCCAAUGGUAAAUAAAUAGUGACAGGCCAUUCACAGAUCCCGCAAGCGUGUCGCAUGAAUGUAAUUACUUAUCUACACGUAGCGGUUAAAGAGAUUAACUACAGUUUGGCUCUAACCAGUAUAUCGAAGGCGUAGUUUGAAUAUUCUUAUGUUUUCUACGAAAGUCUCUUCUGAAGAGUUAGUAUGGUAAAUAAGUAGUGACAGGCCAUUCACAGAUCCCACAAGCGUGUGAAUGGCCUGUCACUAUUUAUUUACCAUGUCACCCACCCGGAGUCAAAAAAGGCUUCGUAAAAGGUGAAGGCCUGAGACUACUAAGAACUAACUCUUCAGAGGAGACUCUCGUAGAAAAUAUAAGAAUAUUCAAACUACGCCUUCGAACGAGAGGCUACCCGAACAACCUUAUAGACAAAACACUCUCGGAAGUAAAAUUCUCUCACAGAAAGAAAGCUCUUAAGGAUAAUACAAGAGUGCAAAAAGAAAUAUUGCCCUUUGUAACGCAAUACAACCCAUUUGUGCCUACCUUAAACACAUAAUUUUUAAUGGAGAAAUGGCAUCUUAUAGAAUCACAACCUAAACUUAAAGAAAUGUUUAAAGAACCUCCAAUUAUUUCUUAUAAGAGAGGCAUUUCAUUAAGAGAUAUACUGGUUAGAGCCAAACUGUAGUUAAUCUCUUUAACACUACGUGUAGAUAAGUAAUUACAUUCAUGCACCACGCUUGCGACAUCUGUGAAUGGCCUGUCACUAUUUAUUUACCAGAUUCUAAUAUUUAUUUAUUACAAAUUUUAUUUUAUUAUUUUCAUUAUAAUACGGUAUACAGUGUAUGUUGUAGGUACACUAGCUGCAAUUUAAAACAAAAACAAGGUUCUAAUUGUCUCCUUUCAGUAAGAAGAAAGUGAUUUUUGUUUAUUCAUAUUGUGCCUGGUAAGAUUGUUGAUUUCUGAAACUCAGACUUUCUGAAAAAGUCACAAUUGGACCUUCCUUCUGCAUGAAUUUUUUUCUUUACCUUCUUCUUUGCAUGAAUUUUUUUUGUUGGCAUUUUCCCUUGCAUGAAUUCUUUUUGUUCCCCCCCACCUCAUCACUUUUCUAAUGGUCCGUCCCUUAUUAUUAGAAUCAGGAUAAAGUUACCUCGCGCGCUGCGUGGAUGUUUCGUGGAGGUUUCGCAUGACUAAACGCCGUGCAAAACAUGUCGGGCGAAAGGCAAUGAAAGCGUAAAGAGAUCGAGAGCAUUUAUGAAUAUUAAAACAAAAUGAGUCGGCGCUCACCUGGGGAAAAGGGUAUCGCUGGACUCUUUGACAGCCUGUGAAAUCAGUUUAACUCGAAGUUGUCGUAACCUCAGUGCUUUAAUAAAAUGAGAAAUUUCGCCGGUCUAUUGAAACCGGUCGUUUGUACAAUAAAGCAAGUUGGACGCCAAGUGUUAUUUUUGUUGAAUAAUAAAAGCCUAAUAAAAUUAAAAAUAAAUAUCAAACCAGAAAUUGCUCUCUUCAAAUUGUAAAUUAUAAAUGAUCCUGAGAGAUUAAUUCAGCGUGUUAAGGAUUUCCCAGCUGUACUGUAAGCUCUAUACAAGAGAGGAAGGGCGAUUCUUUUUAAUUUCCAUUUCGCAGACACCGCUUUAGCAGAAAUCUCUCUUUAGUCGUUUUCUUCGACAAAACGAAUAGAAAUAUAUCGCUCUCCGAGUCUUCCGCCAUUUUUUCUGCGUCAAUUCGUGAAGAACGCGUAGCUCUGAGCGUGGGUCAUCCACGCGGAACACAUUCGCGCUAUGUGAUUGGCUGUUGCCUCAUCCCCUUGGGAUCUGUGUGUCUUAAAAAUAACUCGAGGCAAAUUACCUAUGGAAUAGGGUGUGUAUGGGGGAUGCCUUCUCUGUCCCCUUUAUCCUCUCUUGUUAUGUAUAACAUAAUUAUCACCAAUUAUGCUGCUCAAUUUUGCCGGAGAGUAGAUUCUUGCUGUGCAAUUCAUGAUGAAAUCUUGGUAUAAAUUAAUUCAUAAACAAAAUAAAAAGGAUGUGCAUGUUAAUACUGUGGAACACGUCAUCACACAAAUACCAAGAUGUUCAUAUGAAUAUCGGCGUGAAUUUGUAAUGAAACUGUAGUGUUUGAUUUGACUUGCUGAGUUUCGUUUCAACCGAAACACUGACUUGACGUGAAGAUUAGAGUAGACAAUUUACCCAGUGAUGUUUAAAAUUAUUUAUUUUAUUUCAGGACCUUCAAAAUUACUCUAAAAUGUGAUCCUAGCAAGUUUCCAGGCUACACAGAUGGUGUUACAGAAGAUUACACAUACAAAGAUUCAAAAUAUGUAUGAAUGAUAGUUAGCUUUAUUUUAAAAAAUAAAAAACCAUUUACUUUGAGGCGGUCAUAUUUGAACCAGCUCUGUGGAGUAUAGUGGCUAUGAAAAGCUGGCUACAUAUUAAACAUAUAGUAUCAUGUUAAAGUGCUGCUGAAGAGGAGAAUGCUAACACCAUAGUAUUUUAAGGCAACUCAAAACAAAGAAAAUUGUCAACUACGUAUGCGCAAUGUAUGCAGUAUCCUGGAAACCGUACAACAACCUGUGAAACGGUUUGUUUGAACAGCGGUUGACCUACCAAAAACAUAUACUGCGCAUGCCCACGUGAAUGUCAAAUCAACGUACCUUGAAUUCACUGUGUCCCAUUUUUGUUUACUAAUUUUCCUUUCUCCUCAGAAACACGUGAUAGUCAGGCUAAGUUCGUGGAAAAGCCGGGUGUUUGGAGUUUUUCAUAGGCUGUUCAGUUACUUGUAGAAAGACAAAAUAGUUAUUUGUAUGCGACAAAAUUCACCCGAGACAAUAUAUGCUGUAAUUAAAACACCAUUUCACUUUUUUUCUGAAUUUGGCAGUUGACUGCAGAAUUCACUCCCCUGGUCUUUUCAAAACCAUUUUAAAAUUGUACUGUCUAGACAGCCCGCAUUUCUUCUAACAUAAUUUAUCACACACGAUCGAAUCAGCACAUGUUUAUCUUAGCUUUAGUAUUUUCUUUCGCAAAUGUAUGUGGGAUAUAAUACAGUAAAGCAUUUCACAGUUAUAAACUUAACUGACUUUUGUUUUCAAUUACAGAGUAUGGUGUUUUCUACAAAAUGCGCGUGUGAUGACGCUUGUGCCUCUAAUAACGAUAAUCCUGCUCAAAACAGCAAUGGACUCAGUACUGGAAGUAUUAUAUUAAUAGUGUAAGUAACCGAUAAUGCUCAUCCUUUCAAAAGUGAUUGCCGCAACUAAGUAAUGAAGAAAGAUGUGCUAUAAUGACGUGAUUUUGCUUUGUAAUGCAUGGUCUCGUAUUCAGGCAGAGAUAAAUCUGCUCAUGGAGAGUAGCUUUCUAUAAAAAAUGUUAAUGCGACCUGUAUUCCCAUCAAUAAAAUUCAAAAAUUUGUUGCCAGUCAAGGAUAGCGAGAUAUCAUACUUACAUUUACGUUAAACUGCUAAUUUUACUUCGCAUUAGGUGGGUAUGAGUGUCAAUUUCAUCAUUCCAAAGCUGCAGGACAUAUUGUUCGGACCCAGGCUAUGGAUAAUAUUUGCAUAAAAACAGAUUUCAACGGAUUCGGUGGGGUUUUUUGAACGAACCAAUUAAAUAUCGUCCAACAUGUUAGCAGCAUGGGAAACCCCACUUAGCUUAUUGUUCAUGCAAAGUGGAAAUCUAGUGGAACGUCAGUGAAAAGCCCAAGCCUCUUUCAUAGUAUUCAAGAGGUGUUAUGACGCUUUCAGAACGGCGGAGUUUUUCUAACGACAUGAUAACAGAUGAAUGAUCGACCCAAACAAUGCUAUUAGCCCUUAAAUCAACAACAUUAAGGUGUGUUGUCAAGGACAAUGAAGAAAACUCCUUCCUGUAUAUCUUCUGUAGUUGUGCAAAUUUUCCUGGUAUUAUCAUCAUCAUAAUUAUCAUUAUCGUCGUCAUCAUCAUCAUCAUCAUUAAUUAAGAUAAUAAGGCAUACACUUAUCCAGUUUAUUAUUGGUUGAGCUGUUCAAGUUUUCACGUAACGAAUCCCAGCUAAGAACAGACAAAAUGUUUCGUGGUGCUGGUUAAAACACGUUUGAACAGACUGAGACUUGAUACUACACCGUCAACCCUAGUCUCCUUCGCAGCCGUUAUUUAGGGUCGUCACGCAACGCUCCUCCCCAUUAACGCCGUUGGUGGGGAGGAGCGUUGCGUGACGACCCUUAUAACGGCUCCAAAGGAGACUACGUCAAACCAAGUUUUCAACGUAUUCCUCCCUUAAGGAGGUAUAUUUUGGGGCCCGUUCCAUUUGUAACAUAAAAUUUGUUUAUUAACUGUAUCAGUCUUACAUAUACAUUUUUUUCCAGAUUCUUUGUGUUACUCUUUGUUUAUUUGGUGGCUGGAAUUCUCAUUAAAUGGUACAAAAUGGAAGUUGAGACCGUACCAGAGGUGAUACCUAAUUACGAGUUCUAGGCUGGAAUUCCAUCACUUGUUAAGGUGAGACGUGCCAUAUCGUGAUGUCUUUUGUAGAGCCACGGUAAACAAUCCAACAUUAAAGAAAUUUGGAAUCGCGUUUACGGCAGGCGACAAACGUUAGACUCAAACCGACAUUUUUUAAAAAUUAAAAUUAGGUAAUGAGAGGAUAGAAACGGUCUCAAACAAUUCUUAUAUAUGAAAGCUACUGUAAGUGACAUGCAACAGUUUUUUUAGUGCAGAAGUAGACUGUGAAAACAGCCGACAUUUCGCAACUCCACUUCUGGUUUCCCCGCGAAAUGACGUCUGCGAAACGAGCGCAUACUGAGGACGCGUCACCACCCAGAUCUGGGUACGUAUAGUGCCUCUGAUUGGUAGUGCAAGUGGAGAAUUCGCUUCAGCCAAUCAGAGGAACUACUCAGAUCUGGGUAGUGACGCGUCAUCAGUAUGGAAUUUUUGCACUCGUCUCCCGGCACUGGUUUCUCCUAACGAAAUGUCUGCUAUUUACUCAGGCUACGGUAGAAAUAAUGACGGUAAACGAUCAGUGAAGAGAAAAAAACUUGGUCAAGAGUAGCCUCCCCGCAGACGUCCUUUGGGGUUCGUUUGUCACGCAUUCAUUUCUCCCCCACGGACGUCUGCUAAACAGAGCCGACUUUUGCGUUCUGGAUUGUUUGAAUAAGCCAAUAAGCGGUUAGUUGUUGUGUCACGAUCAGCCAAUCACGCGCCGUGAUAUAAGUGAUGUCUCUGGUAUUCUCAAGUGAAUUAUUUAUUUUCACGGCUAUCUUCUACAUGAGACGACUCAAACGUUUUGAAGAAAUCACAGAAACGAUGCAAUAAAGCUGCAGUCAGCUGUAUAUUUUUUUCGGAAGUUGUGACUAUAAAAUAAUCUGCUUUUCUUUGAAAGACUUCAGAUAACAGUCUGCCACACGAGCGCGGAGCGGUUUUCAGCGCGGUCGAAAACAAUAAUUACUAUUAACUCUGUAUAUAUUCGAAGUAUUAAGAAAAGAGAACUUGUAAACGUGUAUAGGGAAGAUAUUCAAAGCAUUCUUCGAAAACAAAGGCCGUUUCCUUUUUUGCGAAAUGUAAUUCCACCAAGGUCAUGGGUCGCGAACCAAGGACUAGCCUCCCCGCAGACGUCCUUUGGGGUUCGUUUGUCACGCAUUCAUUUCUCCCCCACGGACGUCUGCUAAACACAGCCGACAUUUACGUUCUGGAUUGUUUGAAUAAGCCAAUAAGCGGUUAGUUAUUGUGUCACGAUCAGCCAAUCACGCGCUGUGAUAUAAGUGAAACGGCACCCUACGAAUUAUUUCUCGCUUUUUUAGAGGAAUAUUUAUUCCAUGCCUAUGCAUGGAUGAGACUCCAAAGAAAGUUAUAAGAAGUAAAUUUUUUUGUUUUCUUUGCAGCUGUAAUUUAGGAAAGGACCAAGUUCGUGUGUUUAGAAAAAGCGCAGUCGACAUCGCAAGGCUCAUCAAACGUGCUCUGGACGUUGAUGUGUCUUUGUAUUCUCAAGUGAAUUAUUUAUUUGACUCAAACGUUUUGAAAAAAUCACAGAAACGAUACAAUAAAGCUGCAGUCAGAUGUAUAGUUUUUUCGGAAGUUGUGACUAUAAAAUAAUCUGCUUUUCUUUGAAAGACUUCAGAAAACAGUCUCCCACACGAGCGCGGAGCGGUUUUCAGCGCGGUCGAAAACAAUAAUUACUAUUAACUCUGUAUAUAUUCGAAGUAUUAAGAAAAGAGAACUUGUAAACGUGUAUAGGGAAGAUAUUCAAAGCAUUCUUCGAAAACAAAGGCCGUUUCAUUUUAUGCGAAAUGUAAUUCCACCAAGGUCAUGGGUCGCGGACCAAGGACCAGUACGCGAAAUUUGGUUAUAUUUUUUCAAGAGUCGGUAAAACAAAAAAUUCGAAGUCUACAGCAAUGUGCUUCCAACGGCAAAAAAAGGUUUAUCUGAAAACUUGAUCUGCAGAAAGGCACGUCUUCCCGUUGCGGUUAUUUAUUCACAAGCUAAGUAAACAGGACCACGGUGCCGCCGAAGUCCAAACUUCAAGCUAGAACGACAAAUUAACCUACCUGUCAACAAAGUUUAAUCUCGCUCCUUCAAAGAAAGAAGAAAUGCUUAUAAUCAAUAAAUCAUUGAACCUUUCAUUGUUCAUUGUAUUUUAUUUCUCAACGAAAUAUUUGAUCAUGCUCGGGACAGUCGCCGACCAAGGACCACAUACUAACUGUACAAGUCACUCGCUAACAUUUCCUCCACCGAUCAAUCUUCAACCAAGCUUCUGGGCUUCCGUAAACAACAAAGUCCCUCUCUCGACAACCCUCAUAUUCUCUUUGCUAAUAUCACUGAGCGUUACAGCAGGAAUACCAAUAUUUUCCAGCUUUGUACAUUGAUCUUUCAAGAUUUACCAGGGGAGAAACAACAACAACAAUAAUGUCCAGUAGUUCCACGCACUGUGUCACAAACAAGCAGCAAAGCUUGAUAGAUAAGGGAUUUGCCAAAUCCCGUCGGCAAAUUUAUGAACACAAUUCGGUCUUUGUUAUAAAAUUUGCAGGAUAGCUUCUCUCUGAUACUUGUUUAACUCUGUAUUAAUUACAAAUUUCUCGCAGACUCGAUCAAAAACCUCACUGAUCGUGCGAAUCUUAAAGAAGCAGCUCGGGUUACGUUUUACAAAAAUCCGUAAACGGCCUGUGAUUGGUGAACGUAAAUGUCGGCUGUGUUUAGCAGACGUCCGUGGGGGAGAAAUGAAUGCGUGACAAACGAACCCCAAAGGACGUCUGCGGGGAGGCUAGAUCAAGAGGUACAAACUGCCAUUUGCCUUUUGCCGCAUAAAUGGAUUCUAAAUCUCUGCAAUGUCGCACAGUAGAAUGCUUAACUAAUUAGAGAACUACUUAUCAAGACCUACAAGUAGAAUGCGAGCACAGCCGCUUCUCAUCGCUCCCCUUCGUCGCUAAAGACAUUGCACGUGCCCACCCUCCAGGGACCAUGAUAAUGAGAGGCGGUUCUACUCGCAGGCUUAGUCAAAACGGAGUAUACACAUUAAAUCCACUAUUUUAAGCUCUAAGGUGUUAUGUGUAUGAAUAAACUACUUACUAACCGAAUUUACAAAUGAAGUUGACCAUGAAGUUGAUGCUGGAUACUGAAGUGUUAAAGAGAAGCUAAAACGUCUAACAUGUCAGGAGCUUGAAUUCCUAAAUUACUUCGGAUGUCAGAUCUCAAGGAUUCGCUUUCGAAGUACAGUCAACUCUCUCAUAGCAACCACUUCUAGUAAGCGACCACUUUGUAAAUAACCGUAAGGGUUUUGUUUCUCAGUCAAAUACUGUUUUAAAAACUCUGUCGUAAGCGACCACUACUUAAAUUUCUUAAACAGAUCCCGCGACCACUUUUUAGGCCAGAAAUUUGACAUAUUCCUUUGUUUUCUGUCUGCCGUGAGCGACUAACCGGCAUGAUCACGUAUGAUUGUAAGAAAACCACUGCUCGAAUGUCACAAAAGUUCAGUAUUUUUAUGAUUAUGGCAGUUGACUUACCACAAAGAUGGCUGUCAUACGAUCUGUGGGUAAAAAGUGGAUUGUUACAUUCAUGCAAAAUGUAAUUAAUGUCUCAACAGUUCCCAGCGCUAUUCGAUGCGAAACUGUAAGGUAUAUAAUAGCUUUAUAUAAUAACUUUACCGUGAUCAGUUCAGUUUGAGCUUAUUUUCUUGAUUUUUCCCGAAGACGACCGGCCACCUCCCGUAAGCGACCACUUUCUCGUGCACCAAGGGUGGUAAGAGAGUUGACGGUAUAAUUUGCCUGGGUGGUCCAUAUAUACCGUAAAGCCGGUAUUUUGAUUUGAUAUAUGACGAAAUAACGUUUUCCCUCGGCGAGCGAGGUCUGUACGACAAGUAUUUUUUUUUAUUUUAGUAUUAUUAUUAUUUCUUUUCUUUUCUUUGUUUGUUUUUUUGUUUUUGUUUUUGUUUUUUAAUUUUGCUUCGUUUUUUUUAAUCAUCCAAUCUCAAGCAGCAUUUGUAAAUUGCCUAUACGUAGCGAGAUUUACAAUUGUACAUUCAAAAACACAAAUAAAGUUUCCACUAUUAUAUUAUUAUCACCAUUAUCAUUAUCAUUGUCAUUGUCGUGAUCAUUAUCAUUAUCUUUAUCAUUAUCAUUAUUAUUAUAAUUAUUAUUAUUAUUAUCAUUAUUCAUACGAGCGCUAACGUGGCUCUAUUUCCAAUAACAUAAAAUUUCUUGUCCUGAUGCUCUCAUGGAAUCCUCUUUUAAACGAGAAAACAGCCCAAUGAAAACACUGGAAUUUCAGGGAAACAAAAUUAACAUAAGUUGUUUCUGACGUCAUAGAUUUUUCAGUGUUACCCUCUUAGAGAUUGGUCAUUGUUAGGUGUCUUGUGACGUCGAAGUACCCAAGGAGAGUGUGCCGACUGUUGAAAAAAAACCCUUAAUAUAUAACACCAUGAUAAAACGUCUUAUUGCGAGGGUAUGUUAUAUCUGACUCCUGUUAUCUUUUCACUUAAUUACUAAGACAAAAACAAGCUAUUCGUGAUACGGGAGUUCGUAAUAUAGUGGUUUUUACGUCUAUUUUUUUUUAACGUUAUUGAUCACAAUAGUUUGUGAUAUGGAUCUAUUUACAUAGGAAAAAAAAGAUAAAGUAAGUAGUUCUACCGUCAACCUAGCGGAAGCUGAUCGUGGCUGGUACAGGUAUUACGUCAGAUAUGUAUACAUUACGCUCAGGUGGAUAGAGAGAAAUUUUGCACCUAAACGUCUUGUCAAGAAAAGAGUGAUUUAAAAACUACUCUAAUUUCUUAUUCAAUUUCCACAGGAUGGAGUUUUGUUGACGUGCCAAGGAUUGAAGUCUGGAUGCACUUCUCUCUGCCAGAAAUGUAGUAAAAAUGGCUAUGGCGAGAUAUAAACAAUUAGAAGAAGUCCUUUAAAGUUAACCAACCUCGCAAUCUAAAAUUGCCCAGUAUUGAGUUCGCUCUGACUGCAAAAUAAAAGUACAGUAGACGCAUUUUUUCAGGCAAGCACCUCUCUGCCGGCACGAGCGUGAGCAUUCUUUUACUUUUGUUUACAAAGUUACUCCGCGCAUAACCCAAGCACGUAUUUUAAAAGCGACAAGCGGCGAAACCACGAAGGCGUAAGCCUGAGAAGAAAAAAAUUGUCUCCUCCAAAUCCCUUAUUGUAACGUAACGUUAUUACUUGCAAUCGCGCUGGCUGGGAUAACUGAAAACAGGAUGGAUUUUAAGAUAAAAGGCGGACUGCGAAUAAUCCUG
Porites lobata is the source of this 16438-nucleotide messenger RNA. The record is from the annotation of a GenBank genome assembly. Lineage: Eukaryota; Metazoa; Cnidaria; Anthozoa; Scleractinia; Poritidae.